Molecule: messenger RNA, 3132 nt
Organism: Ilex paraguariensis (yerba mate)
Lineage: Eukaryota; Viridiplantae; Streptophyta; Magnoliopsida; Aquifoliales; Aquifoliaceae
Source: the annotation of a GenBank genome assembly
AUGGGAUUCCGACCGAUGGAUGUAUUGAUGGUCGAGUCCACUAUUGCGAUUGGAUCUCUGACAGCAGAGAAAAUAUUCAUUACAACGGUGAUACUACAUGCGGCACAUAUUUCCCCGGAGGUGCCAGAUUUCCGGCAAUAUUACAUGGCCGCUGUUCGCCUUCUGGCCCUUCUCACCCACCACCUCUUCCUCUUCUUCAUUUUCCUGACUCUCUGUCCUCUUUCUUUCUCCCUCCUCAACACCAAACCCAACGACGUUGCCCUACUCCAACUCAAAGAAUCGUUCAACAACACCACUGCUGUUGAUUCUUGGAAAAAAGGUACGAAUCCAUGCGACAACAAUGAGGGAUGGGCUGGUGUUAUAUGCCUAAAUGGCGUUGUCACAAACCUCAAUCUCGCCAAUUUUGGCCUUUCCGGCGGGUUCAAUGUUGAUGCAUUGAGUGAUCUUAGAAGCAUUAGAAUAAUUAGUGUCGAGAAUAACUCUUUUUCUGGUCCAAUACCGGAAUUUAAUCGGCUAGGUUCUUUGAAGGCUAUUUUUUUAUCUAGAAAUCAGUUUUCCGGCGAAAUCCCAUCGGAUUUCUUCUCCAAUACGAGGUCUUUGAAGAAACUUCGGCUUUCAGCAAACAAAUUUUCCGGGAAAAUUCCGGAUUCAAUAGGAAAAAUACCCCAUCUCUUGGAUUUGCACUUAGAAUUCAAUGAAUUUUCAGGACCUAUUCCACCCAUUGAACAACAAUCUUUAACUUCAUUGAACUUAUCAAACAACAAAUUGGAAGGUGAAAUCCCUGAAAGUCUGUCAAGAUUUAGUGCAGAUUCAUUCAUAGGAAAUCCAGACCUAUGUGGUAAACAAGCGGGAAAAGAUUGCAAUAACAAAGAGCCAUUAGUCCAAGAAGAGAAUCCCCAAGUUUCAUCCCCAGAAAACAUGCCCAAAGAAUCGAACAUUUCAAACGCAAAGUGGGUUGUGUUAGGUUUAAUAGUUGCUGUUUUAUUGUUUACACUACUUUCUAAAGCGAAGCGUAAGGACGAUGAUUUCGACAUGCUGAGAAAAGAGAACCUAGAUGAUGUUGUUCAUGUGCACAUACCAAGUUCUAACAGAAGGAGCAUGAGCCCUAGCCGGAAAGGACUUGACUCGUCCCACUCGACUCGGGGUCGGAGAAGCUCGCGCCAUGCGGCACAUAUUUCCCCGGAGGUGCCAGAUUUCCGGCAAUAUUACAUGGCCGCUGUUCGCCUUCUGGCCCUUCUCACCCACCACCUCUUCCUCUUCUUCAUUUUCCUGACUCUCUGUCCUCUUUCUUUCUCCCUCCUCAACACCAAACCCAACGACGUUGCCCUACUCCAACUCAAAGAAUCGUUCAACAACACCACUGCUGUUGAUUCUUGGAAAAAAGGUACGAAUCCAUGCGACAACAAUGAGGGAUGGGCUGGUGUUAUAUGCCUAAAUGGCGUUGUCACAAACCUCAAUCUCGCCAAUUUUGGCCUUUCCGGCGGGUUCAAUGUUGAUGCAUUGAGUGAUCUUAGAAGCAUUAGAAUAAUUAGUGUCGAGAAUAACUCUUUUUCUGGUCCAAUACCGGAAUUUAAUCGGCUAGGUUCUUUGAAGGCUAUUUUUUUAUCUAGAAAUCAGUUUUCCGGCGAAAUCCCAUCGGAUUUCUUCUCCAAUACGAGGUCUUUGAAGAAACUUCGGCUUUCAGCAAACAAAUUUUCCGGGAAAAUUCCGGAUUCAAUAGGAAAAAUACCCCAUCUCUUGGAUUUGCACUUAGAAUUCAAUGAAUUUUCAGGACCUAUUCCACCCAUUGAACAACAAUCUUUAACUUCAUUGAACUUAUCAAACAACAAAUUGGAAGGUGAAAUCCCUGAAAGUCUGUCAAGAUUUAGUGCAGAUUCAUUCAUAGGAAAUCCAGACCUAUGUGGUAAACAAGCGGGAAAAGAUUGCAAUAACAAAGAGCCAUUAGUCCAAGAAGAGAAUCCCCAAGUUUCAUCCCCAGAAAACAUGCCCAAAGAAUCGAACAUUUCAAACGCAAAGUGGGUUGUGUUAGGUUUAAUAGUUGCUGUUUUAUUGUUUACACUACUUUCUAAAGCGAAGCGUAAGGACGAUGAUUUCGACAUGCUGAGAAAAGAGAACCUAGAUGAUGUUGUUCAUGUGCACAUACCAAGUUCUAACAGAAGGAGCAUGAGCCCUAGCCGGAAAGGACUUGACUCGUCCCACUCGACUCGGGGUCGGAGAAGCUCGCGCCAUGGUAAGUCUUCCGGCGAUCUUGUGGUGGUGAAUGAAGAAAAGGGUCUUUUUGGGUUGCCGGAUUUAAUGAAGGCAGCCGCAGAAGUGCUUGGUAAUGGUGGAUUGGGUUCAGCAUACAAGGCAAUGAUGGCGAAUGGGGUGUCUGUUGUGGUGAAGAGGCUGAGAGAGACGAAUAAAUUGAGUAGUGAUUCAUUUGAUUGUGAGAUCAGGAGGCUUGGGAAACUAAGUCAUCGGAAUAUUUUGACGCCAUUGGCGUACCAUUACAGGAAAGAGGAGAAGCUCUUGGUGUCUACUUACGUUCCUACAGGCAGCUUGUUGUAUGUCUUACAUGGUGAUCGUGGGAUUUCUCAUGCUAAGCUAAAUUGGCCAACUCGCCUCAAGAUUAUCAAGGGAAUCGCCCGCGGAGUGGGAUUCCUUCAUUCGGAGUUUGCAACAUAUGAGCUGCCCCAUGGAAAUCUCAAGUCCAGCAACGUCCUCCUAGACUCAAAUUAUGAGCCACUUCUCAAUGACUAUGCCUUCCAUCCCCUAAUAAACAACACCCAAAGCGUUCAAUCACUGUUCGCCUAUAAAUCCCCAGAAGCCAUUCUGUACCAGCAAGUUUCUCAAAAGAGUGAUGUUUUCUGUUUCGGAAUAAUCACUCUGGAACUCCUUACAGGGAAAUUUCCCUCUCAAUAUCUCAGCAACCAAAAGGGUGGGACUGAUGUGGUGCAAUGGGUCCGAUCAGCAAUUUCUGAGAAUAGGGUAUGGGAAUUGAUCGAUCCAGAUCUAACAACUGCUGCUGCAGAUUCACUUGUACAGAUUGAGAAGCUUCUCCAUAUUGCGGCUGCUUGUACCGAAAGCGAUCAAGAUAAGAGGAUGAACAUGAAAGAAGCAAUCAGGAGAAUAGAGGACAUACAAGUAUGA